GAAACUACACUGCAGAGCCACAGACGCCUUCAUUUUAUGUUUUUGAAUAAUAGCCGGAGCUAGUGAGGCGAAGUGUAUCUGAAAUCUGCCCGGAGCUCAACCCCACACAGCGUCAAGUGCCCUGGAAAAGAGCCGCUUUUGACCGAGUUGGAUUUCUAGGCACUCUCCGACGCUUUCAGAGAUAUGGGAUCAGAGCCACCCAGCUCUCCACAGGUGGUGGAGGAUGGAGGAGAGGAGGAUGAGGAGGAGCUGAGUGGAGGGGAGGAGGCAGACCUGCGUUCCAGCUCCGGCAGGGGCUCCCUGCUGACCCGGAGAGGCAUCACCUUGAGAGUGCUGCUCAAGGACGGCCUGGUGGAGCCGGGGGACGGUGUGCUAGCCAUCCACUACCUGGGUAAGAACUUUGUAGGAGACCUGUUGAAUGAUGGGAAAAUCAGAUGGGUGGAGACAGGCCAGAUCUUCAACUCCCCCAGCGCUUGGGCAACACACUGCAAACGUCUGGUCAACCCAGCCAAGAAGUCUGGCUGUGGCUGGGCGUCUGUACGCUACCGGGGACAGAAGCUGGUCCAGUACAAAACCACCUGGCUGCACAAAUACCAACCCAGCGCAGACAUGAGCCUGGUGAGUGAGGAGGAUGAUGACGAGGAUGAAGAGGAAGGGAAGACAGCUGUGCAGGCAGAUGAGAAGAACAAAAACAACAAACCUGGAUUACAUGACGUGGUGGUUUCACGGAGAACAGACAGAGAGAGAAUUCCUGUCAGAUAUUGCACAUUGGGCACCAGGGAUGCUACCAGAGAUCCACACACACUGGUGGAGCUGUCAGCCUUCUCAGCCAUCAACAGAUUCCAGCCUUUCAAUGUAGCCGUGUCCAGUAAUGUACUGCUGCUAAUGGACUUCCACUGUCACCUGACCACCAGUGAGGUGGUGGGAUACCUCGGAGGACGAUGGGAUACCAAUACACAACUGCUGACGGUCUUGAGGGCUUUCCCCUGUCGGACCAGGCUGGCAGACAGAGACUCUGCUUCUGCUGUGGAGGAGGAGAUCUGUCAGAACCUGUUCAUGCGCGGGCUGUCGUUGGUGGGCUGGUACCACAGUCACCCGCGAGGUCCAGCUCUGCCGUCGCUGCAGGACAUCGACUCUCAGAUGGACCAUCAGCUGAGACUGCAGGGUUCAAACAACGGCUUCCAGCCCUGUCUGGGCAUCAUCUGUGGACCAUAUUAUCACGGCAAUCAAGGUGUGGCGUCCACAAUAACCCCAUUCUGGGUCGUACCACCGCCUGAGCAACGGCCUAAUGACCACGGUAUCCCAGUGGCUGUAGAGGUCACCUAUGUACAGGACAACUUUCUCACCAGUGAUGUUCUUAACGAGAUGAUGCUGCUGGUUGACUACUACAGGGCAGCUCCCGACCUCGUCCAGUUCAGCCAGUAUUGGUGUCCUGAUACGACUAUGAUGGACAAGAUCAAGGGCUCUCUGAGUUGCCAUGCUCCCAAAGACCAGGCCUACUCUCAGAUCUUAGAGCAUGUCUACAGUCAGUUGAACAACAUGCACUGAGUGGAUCUGCUGUGCAUGCGUGCAUGUGGCCGAUCUCCAUCAUCAAGUCGUUCCAUUUCAAACCCCUUUUGUGCAGCGCUGACGUGACUGAAGUGACGGAUGUACAAUGUAGAAACCUGCUUGAAAAACAUAUAGAUGCCUUGAAUUCUCUCAUGCUUGAGUGAUACUUAAUUUUGACACAGCGUUAUUGUGAGUUAAAAAACAUUUCAGUGACUCUGAAAGUACUUAAUCUAGUCAUACUAGUAGCCCCAGGAGCUGGUAUUUACCAACGAUGAAAACAGAGAAAUGUAAAAUUCAUACACAAAACCAGACCGCACUGGAUCAGGGAGCAUGAGACCAACAAGUGUUAAAAACCGAUAUUUUACAGAAGGACACUAAAUAGAAGCAUUUCAUGGACCAGAAAUCAGCCUGCCUGACCGGCCUCCUACCUUUUACACAUGGACCUAUGUGCCUAUCUGUGCCAGUAUCCUGUGGUAUGAGCAGAUAUUGCCAGAUAUGUACAAUGUAAACUUUUAAUGUGUUGUAAUUGCCUUUAUAGACUAAACCAAUGGAGCAAAGGUGAAAAUGAGUAGUGCAAAAUAUACUACAUUAGCAAAGUAUGCAAAUGUGUCUUGGUUUGACCUCAACUGUACUCUGCAAUAGGUUUUGUUAAUGUUUGUGUUCCUCAAGUCAAAUUGGACAGUUGCAGCGUAGAGCAAGUAAUUCCAUUGUGCCAAGCAAACUUUUUUUUUAUGAACCUGUGUUUGUGUGUGUGUGUGUGUGUGUGUGUGUGUGCGCGGUGUUGUGAAUGUGCCCCUCUACUGUCUCCCUGUCAGGUUAUGUGAGACAUGAGUCCUGUUGGUUAGAACAGAUAUUUGCUUCCUCUUUACCUGUACUGUAUUUAUUACUAACUAUGGAUUGUGUGAUGUACAUGUUUGAAGACAGAGUAAUGCCUUACGCCUGCUGAUGAUCCACAAAGCAUUAAAAUAUACACACUGGAACUAUUUAAA
Siniperca chuatsi (mandarin fish) is the source of this 2537-nucleotide messenger RNA. RefSeq names its product MPN domain containing (gene mpnd). The record is from RefSeq and is a predicted model, not a curated record. Lineage: Eukaryota; Metazoa; Chordata; Actinopteri; Centrarchiformes; Sinipercidae. Gene Ontology annotation, cellular component: BRCA1-A complex; BRISC complex. Gene Ontology annotation, biological process: double-strand break repair. The transcript has 13 exons. The coding region runs from base 184 to 1548 and encodes 454 amino acids. Gene Ontology annotation, molecular function: metallopeptidase activity; polyubiquitin modification-dependent protein binding.